Messenger RNA from Armigeres subalbatus, 12510 nucleotides. It is a transcript of the gene btv, whose product is annotated as cytoplasmic dynein 2 heavy chain 1. The coding region runs from base 1 to 12510 and encodes 4169 amino acids. Gene Ontology annotation, biological process: cilium movement involved in cell motility; intraciliary retrograde transport; cilium assembly. Gene Ontology annotation, cellular component: 9+2 motile cilium; axoneme; cytoplasmic dynein complex. Gene Ontology annotation, molecular function: dynein intermediate chain binding; minus-end-directed microtubule motor activity; dynein light intermediate chain binding. The record is from RefSeq and is a predicted model, not a curated record. NCBI's taxonomy places the organism in Eukaryota, Metazoa, Arthropoda, Insecta, Diptera, Culicidae. The transcript has 14 exons.
AUGGCAAAUAGACAAAAAUUUAUACACGACACAGCAGUGGAAUUUUUCAACGCCUCGGCGGCGGAGAAUGUGGAGGUCAUCCGAGACUUUCUCGACAACGACGAUGUCACCAUCCUGGCGGCUGUGUUCCUUGACGGUGAGGUCCUGUUUCAGAAUGCCGUGCCCGUCGAUGAGCACUACUCUUUGCUGUUCUACAAAAUUCCGAACCUGGACUAUCACAGUCAAAGCACCCAGCCGAAAAUCGGCAUGCUGACCCUAGAGGGUGGCCUGGCGAAAUCCAUCUACAACUCGCUGCAGCGCGUUUUUUCGCCGUACAUUUUGAAGAAAUCCGAAUACUCGAACGAGGUGAAAGCGAUCCUGCAGAAUCUACACUCGAACUUGGGCCUAUCGCUGGGGUUGACCGAAUCGGGAAUCCUAUCGAUCCAGGAUGAGAUCAAUUUUUGGCAGCAGAAGUCGAGAACUUUACCGACCAAGGCCGAUCGCGAAGCGACCAAAUCAUUUGCUGCGAUCCUUAAGAAAAUCAACGAUCAUAUGACGGAUGGUACCAAAAAUGGCCUGAAUCAAUUGGAUGAGUUCAUUGACGUAUGUCAAUCGCACCUGGACGAAAUAUGGAGACUGCCAAAUCACUAUCCACAGAAUCGAAUGUGCAGCAUCUUUGACUUGAUAUCAUCGCACGUGGUCAGUACAUGCACUGAACACCUUAGCGAGCUGGAAAUUUGGGAUGCAGGUUCAAUCUAUCUGGAUGAAGCUAUCAAUCAUGUGAAGGAAACGCUAGAGUCGUGGUGUCAAACUUUCGACAGCUUAACCAGACUCUUCUGGCCAAAUUACGAGCUUCAUGCGUGGAUCGGGGAACCGUACAGUUCGAAGCAGCUGAACAAAUUCCGUACGCGAUUCAAUGAGAUCUUAGAGAUUAAGAAUUCCAAGGACAUGCUGUAUUCCUUAUUCUUUAACAACGAUGAAUACUUUCUUCAUGUUAGUGACAUUGCUGAACCAUUUAAAGAAAUCAACAGCUACGAUUUGACCCCAUUGGGCAACAAACGCUGGGAAGUGGCCAAGUCCCGUAUGGAAUCAUCUCUAGCCAAGGUGGACGAAAACGUAGUUACCAUCCUGAGGCAGAAAAUCUACGAGAGUGCUGGCAAUCCACGACAGGCGAUUCACGUUUUCGAACGCUACAAGGAUAUAUUUAAUCGCCAGUACGUGAUGAAGGCCUUAACCGUCGAACGCGAACAGCUGUUCCAAAGCGUUCCGAUGAUAAUACGAGAACUGCGAGAAAUGCUAACGGCAGCAAACUACACCGAAGAUGAAGUGACGCCAGUUGUUUCCGAAACGCGAUGGUACCGAGUAGUUGAAAAGCAAAUCGGACAACUGGAAUCGGUGGCAGUUAAGGUUCUCACUGAUCGGGAGGGGUUUGAAGUAUCGCUGAAAAAGAUUAUCAACUUUCGAGAAGAAAUUCAGGCGAUGAUCCGGACGAAUUUUGAGACCUGGACUGAGAACUCAAUGAGUGCGAUUAGCGAAGGGGAACUGAGUCUUCGCGAGAAUCAACCGGUAGUGAUCUUCGACAAAACCGAGCGGCAACUGAUGAAGGUUACAUUUGGACCGAAGAUCGUGACAUUCUGCGACGAAGCUCGUCAUUUACAAAACUUAGGGCUGAAACUCAAUCCAGAGAUCCAGAAGAGUAUCUCCCACUCGAUGAAGUUCAUUUCUUACGCUCGUCGACUGCAGCAGAUUGCGACGUUCCACAACACGAUCGGUGAUCGUAUGAUAGCCUGUCAGCGACCGAUCAUGCUGAAGAACGCUAUGGAGUUCGCAAAUCUGGUUAAAAGUGAAUCCGUAUCCUGGAACGAUGAAGACUCGGUCGAGCGAUACAUCAGUAGCCUGCAAGACGCGGUCAAACGACUGUCGAAGGAUAACAAUCAGCUCACGGGUUACCACGAACAGGCCAAGAAGUCCGUUCUCAAGCUCAUGGGAACGGACUUGAUUCGGCAAAGCAACGUGUGGAAGGAUGAAAUGCGAAACUUACGUGAGAUCAUAUUCAAUCUUGAGCGACAGGGCUAUACAAAUCUGAAUCCGUUCAAACUACAUUGGGAUCAUCAACUAUAUAAGGUUUUGGAGUAUCAGUACGUGGCUGGUUUGCUGGACGUGCACCAGAAACUGCCAGACAUUCACGUUGAUAUGGUGUUCCGACAGCAGCAGAUACAGUUUCGUCCAGCAUUGGAGGAGAUCAAGUCGAAGUACUACUCCCAAUUGCGACGGUUCAUCGAGAAACCACUCAGUUUCAAAGGCCUAUCGGAACAAAGCUCCAACAUAUUCAAAGUGAUGAUCAACAGAAACACCCAACACUUUUCCGUGCUGUACGAGAAGGCAGAUAUUGUGUUUCGAGAGUUGAUCCAAUUCCGGGACAGUUGGCUGCCGUGGGUCUCGCUCGGUAUGACCGAUUUGGAACAGUUGUGUACAGUUCACUGCACGAGCUGGCAACAGUGGGACAGCAAUUUCCGUGCCUGCAAGAAAUUCAGUCAACAGAUAGCUCGAAUUCAGACAUCGGAGAAGGAAAUCGAUUGUUUGAUCGUGAACUAUGCACCGCUCUGCUCGGAUAUUGACGCCAUCAGCCGACGAUACUGGGAAGCGUUGUCGAAUAGUUUGAGAACCUCCAUUCUGGACAACAUAACCGUACUUCAGGAAUAUCUAGCGUACUCGUUUCAAGUGCUUCAAAACAUCCCGCAAGAUGAACUUGGGAUAUCGGAAUCGAGUGCGAAGUACGAGAAAAUCGUCAGCGAACUACCGAAGAUGACAGAUAUGAUAAAGUCACUACAAGGCAAGGACGGCUGUCUGGCGGGUUGGUGUAAGGAGCGGGUAUCUGCUUUGAACGGUAUUUUGACGCAGUGGAACCAAUUACAACCGCUGAUCGAGAACCACCAAACGCUGCUGCAAGGUCGCUUGGAUAUCAUAAAGGAGAACAUUUUGCGACAAAUCAACGAGCAGAACGACGAAGCAGAGAAAUUUUCGAUUCGAUGGGAGUCUACGAUAAGGGAUUUGGAGACAAACGAUAACGCAGAUAUGGGACUAUUCCGUGAACGGCAAGCGCAAUGGAAGGGAAUAAUUGCUAAACGGGAGAUACUGCAGAAGCAAACAGAGAAGUUCAACAUCAAAGUUCCAGAGAACUUCAAUGACAUAUUUACCAAACUUGAGUUCGACAUUACCGAACAGGGUAAAAAUUGGGAAAUUUUCAACAACUUCCUUAAUGACUAUGAAACUAUCGCCAACGAAGAAUGGACGAUCUACCGUCGGAGGCCACACAUACUCACCGAAUUCUUAUCCAAGUGGGAAAAGCCAUUGGACCAACCUCCGAAUGUGGCCAGUACUCGUAUCACAUCAACCGUAGAACGAUACCGAUCCAUCCAGCCCCAACUCAACUCUCUGCAAUCAGACGCCCUGGUCGAAAAACAUUGGGCCAAGAUCUGCCAAUUGUUAAAAAUAGACUCAAAAACGCAACAUGACCUUAGCCUCGGAGAUGUGCUCACCGUCUCGGAUAACGUCAUGCAACAGGCCACAGAAAUUCAAUCUAUAGUACGGCAGGCGGCCUCCGAACACGUUAUCCGACAAGCCAUUGUUGAACUCGAGCAGUGGAGUGCUACGGCUCUACUGAAACUCAUUCAGCACACUGACUCCAAGGGAACGAUCGUCUCGCUAAUCAAAGACUACACAGAAACGUUGAACAAAAUUGGCGAUAACCAGUUUCUACUGCAAUCGGCCAAAAAUUCGGCCUCUUUCGAGUCGUUCUCCGACCAGGCCGAUAUUUGGGAAGAGAAGCUGAACAAUUUGGACUACAUCAUUACACACCUGAACCAGAUCCAGAAAAAGUGGAUUUACCUGGAACCAAUCUUUGGAGUAGGAACGCUCAAAAGAGAAGAAGCUGUCUUCAAAAGCAUCGACAAGAACUUUCGCUACAUCAUGAAGGAAGUAUCAGACGAUCCCAGGGUUGCUUCAGUCAACAAGAUCAACAAUAUAUUGUCUAUCAUUGAAACCCUUCAGAGCCAAAUAUCGCGCUGUCAGAAUGCGUUGAGUUCGUACAUCACUUCCAAGCGAAAUGCCUUUUCCCGGUUUUACUUCUUAUCGGACGAAGACCUGUUGGAAAUUCUGGGCCAGUCAUCGAAGGAAGCCAUCAUUCAGAAACACAUUCGCAAACUGUUCCCUGGAGUCUAUAAAUUGGUCAUCGACGAGCAAAGUUCGCGCAUUGUCGCAAUCUGCAGUGAAGAAGGUGAUGAGUUGCUGCUAACAAGCCCCAUAGCGAUCACUCCAAUAGUUGAAGAAUGGUUGAACACCUUAGUCGUGGAAAUACGAUCGACUCUGAAGCAUCUGAUCAAGAAAUGCCUACAGGUGGAUGCAUUCGAUGAAGGCACCAUCCGUGAAUUCCCAAUGCAAGUCAUUUGCUUGGUCAAUUCUAUGCAUUUCACUCGCCGAACGGAAAAGGCCAUCUCUGGGAUGCAACUCAAUGAUCUGAAGCGACUUGUCCAAAAUGAUAUCAACAGAUUUUCAUCGCUUCUUCAUCAGAGUCAGGAUUCGUUAACACAGAUAAAGCUGCGAGCGCUUCUGAUUGACCUCGUUUACCAAUCCACCACCGUAGAUUAUUUGAGCAAUCACAAUGUGACAAAUCUACAGGACUGGUACUGGCUGCAGCAGCUCAAAUUCUACCAAGAUCGCAACGGGAAUGUCGUUAUUAAAAUGGUGUACGCAGAGUUCGAAUAUUCUUACGAAUUCCUCGGGAACUACAACAAACUCGUCUACACAUCUCUUGCCCACAACUGCUAUCUCACACUAACCCAAGCGAUGAAACUAGGAUUAGGUGGAAACCCAUUUGGACCGGCAGGUACUGGAAAAACCGAAUGUGUCAAAUCACUCGGUGCUUUGUUCGGGAGACUUGUACUGGUGUUCAACUGUGACGAGAACAUAGACACGGCUGCCAUGGCGCUGAUUCUGUCUGGUCUUGCGCGAUGUGGAGCUUGGGGAUGUUUCGACGAAUUCAACCGAUUACAAGAAGCCACCUUAUCAGCCAUAUCUAUGCUGAUUCAACCGCUUCAAGUUGCCCUCAAAGACAAACAACAGGAAGUGCUGUUGAACAACGAAACUGUUCCCUUGAACAAUCACUGUUCCGUAUUCGUAACGCUGAACCCCGCGGGAGAAGAGUACGGUGGCAGACAGCAACUCCCACUAAAUUUGCAGGCCCUAUUCCGGCCAAUUGCCAUGCAGGCACCAAGACCACAACAAAUCGCUCGAGUGACGCUUUUCGUAGAAGGGUUCAAGAACGCGGAUCGCAUUGGCGGACAGAUUGUGGAGCUGUUCGAACUUUCAAAAAAGAUGCUUUCCAACCAACGUCACUAUGAUUGGGGCUUACGGGAACUGAAAGCGAUCCUAUCAGCUUGUGGAUCAGCGCUCAAAACUGCCGGCGAAGAUCAAAGCUAUGAACAGGAGGCCAGCUUAGCAGUCAACGUGAUCCGCUCCAACACCAUGUCUCGACUAACCCUGUCCGAUUGUAAGCGGUUCGACAUCCUACUGUCCAGCGUGUUUCCGAACAUUCCGCUCGCCGACAGUCACAAUGAAGACCUGCGAUCAAAGAUCAUGGAAGCUUUCACGAUCCUUGGAUACCAAACAAAUCAUCGGCAAGUGGAGAAAUGUCUUGAACUAGCGGCCCAGCUGCAGAAACGAAUGGGGGUAGUAGUCAUCGGAUCGCCUCGUUCCGGAAAAUCUACAAUCAUUUCGAUUUUAAAAGAAGCACUGCUUGCACAAGGCACCACGAUCAGGGCACACAUCAUUUCACCCAAAUCGAUGAGUCGAGUGCAACUGUUAGGAAAGCUUGAUCCCGAUACUCGUCAGUGGACCGAUGGAGUGUUGACUUCAACGGCUGUAGCAGUCAACGCUGAACCGAGAUCUGUCACAUCCUGGAUCAUCUGCGAUGGAGAUGUCGAUCCGGAAUGGAUCGAAGCGCUCAACUCAGUGCUUGACGAUAACCGGCUGCUCACUUUGCCAUCCGGAUGGAGAAUACAGUUCGGAAGCAAUGUUAACUUCCUGUUCGAAACCCACGACUUAUCGGCGGCAUCGCCUGCGACGAUUUCUAGAAUGGGAAUCGUAAACUUGAACGCUGAAGAUCUCCCUUAUCAGUUGAUCGUGAACGCUUGGUUGGCGAAGCAUUCCGAAGGAGAAGUAUUGAAAUCAUAUUUGGAACAGUACUUCUAUCGAGCGAUCGAUUGGAUCGAGGAGCAGAAGAAACGACCUGCGGGAUUCUCAAUGGUCAGUUUAGCGGAGGCUGGACUGGUGGCGAUCGACAGCGUGAAGACAACCGACCAAUUCUGCGUUAAUCUGCUGAGUGGGCUUUGCGGAGUGCUGAACCUGGAUGACAAAAACAAGCUUUCGAAUCAAGUGUUCCAAUGGGCAGAUGUCACGGUCACUGAUAGUUCCGUGGCUGAGUAUCAUUAUUACAACUCGUUCCGCGAUAUGGUCGAAUUGUAUAACACCGACGAGAUCACCGGAUCGUAUAUCAAUGAAAACGUUUAUACAAACGUACUUGUGAAGACUCCUUUGAUGAAGCUCAGCGGUGAACUUUUGAAGCGCGUACUCGAGUCCAAAGAACGACAAGUGGCACUUCUUGUAGGACCUAGUGGCAAUGGAAAAAGUCUGUUGUUGCAAACCAUUGUUGCCGAAUUCAACGGAUAUCAACUAGUAACUGUCAACUGUAGCGCCCAACUAUCGACAGCCAGCAUUUUGCACACGCUGAAGCAAAAUUCUCUGGUUAUCACCACAGUCAAGGGCAAGGAGUACCGACCCAAGUUCUCCCGCAUAAUCCUGUACUUCAAAAACAUCGACCUUUGCACAGUUGAUUCUUGGGGCACAUGUGAAGUAGUUGAACUUCUUCUGCAGCUCAUCAACCGUAACGGUUUUUACUCGGAUUCCCUCGAGUGGAUCAGCGUUUCCGGUAUUCAAAUAUGUGCAUCCAUCUCCAACAUAAGCAAAGCCCAAAUUUCUCCAAGAUUUCUUUCUAUCUGUCACCUGAUUCGAAUCGGUUAUCCGAACAACUCGGACAUGGAGAGCAUCAUCAAGAGUAUGAUUCUACCGAUCUACAAUCAGUUGGGUAAAGGAACGAUCAAACUGAAGCUCAACGAUUUGGCACGGGCAAUUAUGAACGUGUACUUCGAGAUCCAGGCUCGUUUCAACCGAGGCGAAACCGUGCACUACCGAUUCACUCCGAAGAUGAUCGAGCGCUGGAUCAGUGGCAUUCUGUACUAUCCCGAGGAAUACUUCAGCCAAGCGGUCAGAUACGAAUGCGAUCGCAUAUUCCGCGACCGUCUGGUUACGAACGAAGACCGGAAGGAGUUUGACGAGAUUGUGCGGGACAAUUUCCGGAUGCUGUUGGAUUCAGAUCUGAAAUGCGUUUUCGUUCCCAAGGAAGGUCCUAAAAAUGCGGAAUUACUUUUGGUCGAAAGGCAGGAAUUCGUCGAGUCAGUCAACCAGGCCAUCUCAAUGUGUAACACGGAAGUAAUCUGCAUAGACAUUCCUAUGUCCGAUGCAUUUCUUGACACAGUUAUGGCAAUGGUGCGGGUCCUAUCCAGACCCCAAGCAAAUCUGGUGCUUUGCGGAAGAAGUGGUUCCUGCCGUCUGGAAGCUCUUUACGUUGCGGCCUGUAUGUUGAACAUCAAAAUUGCGUUCCCUCAACCGGCCAAAACUUACACGAUCAAUGAUUUCAACAACGAUUUGAAAAUUGUCAUGCAGAACUGCGCAAUCGAAAACGAACCGGUUGCAUUCUACAUUGACCACGUGGUAAUCGAAUAUCUGGACGAUGUUAUGAAAACCUGCGAAGCCAUACUCGAGGGUGCGGAUAUGUCCGACUUUUUCGGGGAAGAUUUGGAGAACUUGGCGAACCCGUUGAAAGCUCAAGCUGCUUUGGAAUCAUUCCAGCUAUCUCUUUCGGCUUACUUUCUGCAACGGUUGAGGAAUAACUUCCAUUUGGUUAUCCUACUGGAGUAUUCGUCUCCCAAGCUUCGGGAACUUCUGGAAAACUACUCCGCAUUGUACCAGAAGUCAGAAAUGAUUUGGAUCCUGGACGAAAUGAUAACCCCCGUGGACAGUCUUGUGCGAUAUCUCGGAGAAAUCAGUAGAACUGGUUCCGAUUCACAGCAAAUACCUGUACCCGUAUUCUUCAACGAUCUGCUGGACAGCGGUAUAAGUCAAUGGUCACGAUCGCCAAAGCGCAGAAUUCAACUUGUUCGAUCAUAUCGACACGUUUAUGAGAACGAAAAGGGCGACAAGGAGCGCUACAAAUCCAAGAUCCAAAUCGGAGUCGACAAACUGUCGGAAACUCACAAAGUGGUUGAAAAGCUCAAGCUGGAAGCGCAGGAGAAGCAGAAUGCCUUAGCGGAGAAACGCAAACUGGCGAACACAUCGCUGGAGAUGAUUUCAUCAACGAUGCGAGGGGCUAAUGAUCAGAAAACUGAAUUGCUAGAACUACAGCGCAAGACGCGAGAGAGCAGCGUCAAACUGAUGGAGCGGAAAAAAGUAAUAGAAGAAGAGCUCAGUCAAGUCGAACCAAUAUUACGGGAAGCAAGUGCCGCAGUUGGGCAAAUAAAGACGGAAGCCCUGUCGGAAAUUCGAUCGCUGAGAGCUCCUCCGGAAACUGUGCGAGACAUUCUGGAAGGGGUUUUGCGUUUAAUGGGCAUACGGGAUACCUCGUGGAACAGCAUGAAGACGUUCCUAGCUAAGCGGGGUGUUAAGGAGGACAUCCGAUCGUUGGAUCCGGUUAGAAUUAACCCAGAGCACUGUCAAGCAGUCGAGAAAUUGUUGCAAGCGAAGUCAGAGUCGUAUGAUCAGAAAAAUGCCAAGCGAGCGUCGGCAGCGGCAGCACCCCUUGCAGCGUGGGUUAUUGCCAACGUCAAAUAUUCCAAGGUCAUUCAGAGCAUCAAACCACUAGAGCGGGAGCAGAACGAACUGAAAGAAAACUUAGAAAAGGCCGAGCGGGAAAUGAAGUCGCUGUCAAGUGGACUGGAUAACGUAAACGACAAAGUGAAGGAGCUGUCCGAACAGUUGAAUGUCUACACUCAGGAAGCAGCGAUGCUGGAAAUAAGGCUGGAGGAUGCAAAGACUACCCUUCAUUUGGCGGAAAUUUUGGUGCAAAGCUUAAGUUCGGAAUAUGUUAGCUGGAGUAAGGAACUAGAAGAGCUGAACGGAACCAUAGCUCACAUGGAAAAGCGUACCGUCUUGACAGCAUUUUGUAUCACGCAUCUUUCUGAUCUGUUAUUGCAAGACAGAAAAACUGCUUUGAAUAAAUUAUCUGCGUUGACCAAGGAACAACCUUUUGAUCUGGACGAUCUCGUAACCAAUCAAGACAAAAUUAUUUGGGAAAGUAUGGGUCUUACUGCUGACCAACAAUACCGAGAAAAUGCCGUCGUGCUUAAUCAAUUCCUCCUACUACCUUUCGGUGCGACCCCUAUUCCGUUGUUGAUAGAUCCCACUGAACUUGGUCGAACGUGGUUGACGAACUACCUAACUCAUUUGAGUCGAACCUUCGAACUGACAAGUCAAUCCACAGAUCGUUUUAGUUACAUACUCGAAUUGGCUAUUCGGUUCGGAAAGAUUCUCAUUAUCCGAAACGUGAAUGCCAUCGAGACACCUCUCCUCUCGCUUCUAUUCACCCGCAUCCACAGCCGCUUCAACAAGCGAAUGAUUCAGAUUGGCAAUAAACUGAUCGACCUUCACGACGACUUCAAACUGAUCUUGGUAACUCAAAACGAGAAGCUUAGUCUGGGUCCGGAACUGCAGGCUUACUUCAUGAACCUCAUGUUCACUACAACAAUUGACGGUUUGACGGACGUGCUCACGUCCAAAUGGGUUCAGACCAAAGAUCCGGAAAUUGAGAAGAAGCGAGUUGAAGUCCUUCAAGAAGAAGGUCGACUGACGAAGGAAAAACGCAACCUCCAGGAUAGUCUUUUGCAAGAGCUGUCGGCAUCACAGGGGGAUGUUCUUAAGAAUGAACCUCUUCUGAAUACUUUAAACAGUAUCAAGGCAAGUGCCAGAUCGAUUGAACAGUCAUUAGUAGAGUUCUCGGGCAUACGAGAUCAACUAAUGGAGCACUAUAACCGAAGGCGAGAGUUUUGUGAUAUGGCCUCUCGUUUCUAUAUGGGAAUCAGACGUUUUUACGGCAUAAACGUGUCCAAGUUCACAACAAUAUUUCUGAGCGUUAUUGAGAACGAAAACCAUUCAACCGUUGAUGAACUCUACAAGAUCUUAGUGAGGAGAGUGUUCUCUCUGCUGAGUAGAAGCAUCCCCAAAGACGAGCAAAUGAUUCUUGGACUAAAUAUUUGCAAACAAGCGUUCCAUCAGCUAUUACCGGAAAAGGAAUGGGAAUCGUUUGUGUUUAAUUUUACGAACGCCGAACAGAUCACGGAUAAUCAGAUUCCUUCAUGGAUUAAACAAGAGUUCGUUCCGAAGGUUUUGGCUAUGAAGCAACAACACCCUGAAUUCUAUUCAAAACUCAAUCUUGACAAUGUCAGCACCUGGCAGAAAUACAUAGAAAAUGAUGAUAUCAACGUUCCGGUUUCCGUUACCGAUUUUCAAGCCAUAAUUGUAGCCCAAGUUUUGAGACCUGACUUAUUGAUUCGGACCAUAACUCGGUCGGUUCAGAAUAUCCUUGGCUUGAAAACGUUGUACACGACUCGACCCUCAAUCAAAUUGCUGGCAGAGGAAAGUGCAGUUGAAGAACCACUUUUGCUGAUCACUUCAUCCGGAAUAGACCCCUCGGAAGAGGUCCGGGAGUAUGCCAAACAAACGAUUGGCUUGUCCAAAUAUGCCGAAUUUACAAUAAGCAAAGGUCACGAAACGGAUGCCAUGAAGCUGAUCAAAGAAACUGCCACCGGUGGUGGUUGGGUGUGCUUGAAGAACGUUCAUACCGUUCCGCACUGGCUUCGCCACCUGGAUGAAGCACUGAAAUCGUUGAGCCCGGUGGAAGACUUCAGACUGUGGUUGACAUCGGAAACGGACAAGAAUUUGUACGAAGUGUUCAUCAAGAAGUGCAACAAAGUGCUGUACGAGCCUCCGAAAGGGCUUAAACACAAGAUGAAAUUACUGCUGGAUCAGCAUGCCGGAACGGUGACCAAGAAGAGGGAUUACAAAUCGAUCAAGAUGUACGUUGGAUUGUUCAUGUUGCACUCGAUCAUCCAGGAGCGACGAUCAUAUGUUCCUCAAGGUUGGAGCAAAUGGUACGAUUUCUCGGAUUCCGACCUCCGGACCGCGAUGCAGCUGAUCAAGUAUACCGAAGGGUCGAGCACGCUGAAGAUUCCCUGGCCGCUGUUGCAGGGCCUGUGCGAAAAAGUCGCCUACGGAGGGCGAAUCGACAACGACCACGAUUUCGAAAAGCUCGAAUACCUACUGCGGGAAAUGUUCGACGAGAAAAUCAUGGCCAGCCGUUGGCAGCCGAUGUUCAUGAACGUUAGCUUCCCGAACUCCAAUCAUCUGGAUGACUACGUAAAAGUCGUUGAUCAACUACCGGAUACAGACACACCUAACAUGUACGGAGUUCCGACAUCGACCAACGCCUCCAGGGAUGUUAUAUUCUGUAGAAACACGUUGAAGGAGCUGAGGCAGAAAUACUUCAGCAGUGGAAGCACUCAGAACUACGAGAAGCGCGUGAAACCAAUAAUCAGUUUGUGGGGAAAGCUAAUGAGUUCCACGAUCGCAACCCGUCUGGAUACCAUCAUCGAGCGUAAUAAAUCCAAACAAGACCCCUGGAUGAUCUUCAUCCUCUCGGAGCUGGCGAUCGUACGCAGUCUUUACGACUCAAUCAACGGAACCCUCCAGACGAUCAAGAACUCAUUGAAGGAACUCGCGACCAUCUCUGCGAAGGACCGAACCAUGCUCACCACCAUCUGUGACAAUCAGGUUCCCCUACAGUGGCGUCGAGUCUGGAGCGGACCGAAGACCGUGAUCGAGUACCUCAAGGCAAUUGGACACAAGACGCGGGAAACGGAACUAUUAUACAACAAGAUUGUCGAAGAGAAUCGUGUUCGGGAGAUCAACUUCAAUAAUCUAUUCAGCAUUGAAGCGUUUCUGACCGCUAUGAAAAUGAUCAAAUCCGUAGAGCUGAGAGUAUCUAUUACGGAACUCAAGCUUGUGGCCUUUUUCGAUGAUCGUACGCGAGAAAGAACGAUUGCAAUAGCUCCUUUAUUAAUUGAUGGCGGCUAUCUGAACAACGGAAAGCUGGCAAUUCAGCAGGGUUCGCAAAAGAAUAGUGGCCCCAGCUACACCAAAAACUUUGAUUUGGAUUACAUCAAGGCAGAAGGCACACAGGACGGCCAAAUCAACAACAGACCGGGCAGCACGAACUCACGGAUGGAUCAAUUCGAAAUUCCUCUGUACAAUAACAUUUCCCGCGACGCCCUAAUCUGUCAGAUAGCGAUCGAAAUCGACCCGACUCUUAGCAGGGCUCAACUAGUGGCAGCAGGCAUAGCCUUAAUCGUUCCGGAAAGCUAUUAG